GCUGCAAACACAUGCACUGCUAAUGCAGGUGAGGAGCGAGCGGGCGAGCAGACUGAGAAUGCGGGACGCGAGAAGACACAUUUCGCUGGAUUUUGCCUGAAACAUUUCUAAACACUUUGUGGGAAUUACAGUUUUUUUUCUCGCCCUCUUAUUCCAUUCUCUUUUCAGAUGUACCGCGCUGCGGGUUUUUCUCCCGUGUAACUGACAAAACUACAAAACACAACGUGUUAAGUCAAAGGAGGUAAAGCAAUCUGGGCACUUGGAUGAUUUCAAAAACGACAGGACAGCUCAUUUGCUGCUUAUUCGCGGUUAGAAGGUAAGAAGACGGACAGCUGUGUAAAGUACUGUAUCAUCAUUAGUUCGGAAUCAGUGUUGGCUGUAUUGAUAUUAUUCCGCAUUGGGGAAAUAUCUUCAAAUGAGAUGGUCUCUGGUACUCGAAGCUAGGAUUUUAAACUCCGUUGUUUUUUGUGCUGUUGCAUUAUAAAUUGUUUUAAUGCUACAAUAAAACGGACUUGGACUGUCUUCGGCAAAGUGACAUGAAGGCACAUGCAGUUUAUCACCAUUAUCCUUUAAUUGUGUAAAUAAAUCGAGUUCUCAUGAAGAAUUUUUUGACCCACGGCAAGAGGAAACGGGUCAUUUCAGUAUUACUGUGGGCAGAUUGCGGAUUUUUGGUGAAAGAGGGAAAGUGAUUCCAGCUGCGGUGUGAAGGGGAGAUAAUCGUGGUUUAUGUCCUGGCUGAAAUUUACUGCAGCUAAAACGGUGAACGGAGUAGGCGUCCGGAGAAUGAAGUCGCAUGCACUGGGAAACGAAGGACUUCACUAGAACGCAAAGCGAAAAUAAAUAGGCUAACGUUUGCAGUUAUUAGUCUAUACAAAUCAGCGACAUCCCAGCACGAUUUUAAAGACUGAAACAACGAAUUGAGCUGCAGAAAACCAUGAGGACUACUGGUGCAGUGGACUAUUUAUGCUACUGUUUACUCCUCCUGCAGUUGCUGACUCAGCCUGCUGCUAAGCAAGUCCUGCGAUACCGCAUGGCUGAAGAGGGUCCGGCCGAUGUGAGGAUAGGGAACGUAGCCGCAGACCUCGGAAUUGUAGCCGGGUCUGGUGAAGUGACAUUCACCCUGGAAUCGGGAUCCGAUUAUUUUAAAAUUGACAAUAUUACUGGGGAGCUUAGCACUAAUGAGCGGCGGAUAGACCGGGAGAAAUUACAGCAGUGCCAGAUGAUAUUUGACGAGAACGAGUGCUUCAUAGAUUUCGAGGUGUCUGUGAUUGGACCGGCGCAGAGCUGGGUAGACCUGUUCGAAGGGAAAGUGAUAAUAUUAGAUAUUAACGACAACACCCCUUCCUUCCCCUCCCCGGUACUGACUUUAUCAGUGGAGGAGAACAGACCCAUAGGAACGCUUUAUUUGUUGCCCACGGCCACCGACAGAGAUUUUGGCAGGAACGGCAUUGAGAGAUAUGAGCUGUUACAGGAUAGCGGGGAGAGCUCCGGCAGGCGAUCAGGGUCGAGCUCUGGGGGACGCGCAGACAGCGGAGACGGCUAUUCGGGCAAAAGGAGGUUCGACGCCGACGCCGCGAGCAGGAGCAGCGUCUUCGAGCUCCAAGUGGCCGACACCACCGACGGCGAGAAGCAGCCGCAGCUGAUCAUCAAGGGGGCCCUGGACAGGGAGCAGCGGGAUUCGUACGAGCUGACGCUACGCGUGCGGGACGGCGGCGACCCUCCUCGGUCCUCCCAGGCCAUCCUGCGAGUGAUGAUCACCGACGUCAACGACAACAGCCCGCGCUUCGAGAAGAGCGUCUACGAGGCGGACCUGGCGGAAAACAGCUCGCCGGGCGCCCCCAUCCUGCAGCUGAAGGCCGGCGACUCGGACGUGGGCGUGAACGGGCAGAUCGAGUACGUCUUCGGGGCGGCCACCGAGUCCGUCCGGAGGCUCCUCCGGCUGGACGAGAGCUCGGGCUGGCUGAGCGUCUUGCACCGCAUCGACCGCGAGGAGGUCAGCCAGCUUCGCUUCACCGUCAUGGCCCGGGACCGCGGCCAGCCGCCCAAAAUGGACAAGGCCACCGUGGUCCUCAACAUCAAGGACGAGAACGACAACGUGCCCAUCAUAGACAUCCGGAAGAUCGGCAGGAUAUUCCUGAAGGACGGCGUGGCCAACGUGGCGGAGGAUGUGGUGGUGGACACCCCCAUCGCUCUGGUGCAGGUGUCCGACAGGGACCAGGGGGAGAACGGGGUGGUGACGUGUACGGUGGUGGGCGACGUACCCUUCCAGCUGAAGCCGGCCAGCGAGAUCGAGGGCGAGCAGAACAAGAAGAAGUACUUCCUCCACACGUCGGCCCCUCUGGACUACGAAGCCGUGCAGGAGUACAACGUCGUCAUUGUGGCCGUGGACUCGGGGAGCCCCAGCCUGUCUAGCAACAACUCCCUGAUCGUAAAGGUGGGGGACACCAACGACAACCCCCCUAUAUUCAGCCGGAACGUUCUGGAAGUGUCGUUCCCAGAGAACAACGCCCCUGGCGAAACGGUGGCCGCGGUGGUGGCGGUGGAUGCCGACAGCGGCAAGAACGCCGAGAUCGCCUACUCCCUGGACUCCUCCGUCAACGGGAUAUUCUCCAUCGACGCCGACAGCGGGGACAUCCGGGUGAACGCCAUUUUGGACAGGGAGCAGACGGAGAGGUACGAGUUCAAAGUGGUGGCCAAAGACAAGGGCGUCCCAGUCCUCCAAGGGUCGGCCACAGUCGUGGUGCUGGUGUCGGACAGGAACGACAACGAGCCCAAGUUCAUGCAGGAAGUGUUCACGUUUUACGUCAAGGAGAACCUGCAGCCCAACAGCCCUGUGGGCAUGGUGACGGUGAUAGACGCCGACAAGGGGCACAACGCGGAGAUGAGCCUUUACAUCGAGGAGGAGGAGGACAUAUUCUCCAUCGAAAAUGACACGGGCACGAUAUUCUCCACUAUGUCGUUCGACAGGGAGCUGAAAACCACCUACACGUUCCGGGUGAAGGCGGUGGAUGGAGGGGAGCCCCCUCGGUCUGCGACGGCCACGGUGUCCCUGUUCGUAAUGGACGAAAACGACAACCCUCCCACCGUCACUUUCCCCAGCAAUGCCUCGUACACCCUGCUCCCACCGUCCAGCAACGUCCGGACAGUGGUGAGGACGGUGCAGGCUACGGACACCGACACGGGCAUCAACGCCGACCUCAACUUCAGCAUCGUGGGCGGGAACCCCUUCAAGCUGUUCGAGAUCGACACAGCCAAUGGCGUGGUGUCGCUGGUGGGGAAGGUGGAGCAGAAGCACUACGGCCUGCACCGCUUGGUCGUCCAAGUAAACGACAGCGGGAUCCCGUCCCAGUGCACCACCACCCUCGUCCACGUCUACAUCAACGAGACCCUGUCCAACUCCACCGUGGUCGAUGCCCAGAUUGCCAAGAGCCUGGUCAUGCCGCUUUCGGUGGACGUGGCGGGCGACCCCAACUACGACCUGGGCAAGCAGCGGCUGAGCAUCGUCAUCGGCGUGGUGUCGGGCAUCAUGAUCGUCAUCCUGAUCAUACUGGUGGUGGUCAUGGCGCGCUACUGCAGGCCCAAGAACAAGAACGGUUAUGAGGCGGGCAAGAAGGACCACGAGGACUUCUUCACGCCGCAGCAGGACAAGAACAAGAAGCCCAAAAAGGACAAAAAGAACAAGAAGUCGAAGCAGCCGUUGUACAGCAGCAUCGUCACGGUGGAGGCGUCCAAGCCAAACGGGCAGCGCUACGACGGCGUCAACGAGAAGCUCUCCGACAGCCCCGGCAUGGGACGCUACCGCUCGGUCAACGGAGGGCCCGGGAGCCCGGACCUGGCCAGGCAUUACAAGUCGAGCUCGCCGCUGCCCACCGUCCAACUCCACCCACAGUCGCCCACGGCGGGGAAAAAGCACCAGGCCGUACAGGACCUCCCGCCAGCUAACACCUUCGUGGGGACGGGGGAUAACAUAUCCAUCGGAUCGGACCACUGCUCCGAGUACAGCUGUCAGACCACCAACAAAUUCAACAAACAGCCGUUCCGCCGAGUGACCUUCUCUGUGGUGAGCCAGCCCCAGGACCCCCACCAGGGAUCGCUGCAGAGCUGCUACGACAGCGGCCUGGAGGAAUCGGAGACGCCCAGCAGCAAGAGCUCGUCCGGACCCCGGCUGGGAGCCCUGCCCCUGCCUGAGGACAACUACGAGAGGACUACGCCGGAUGGAAGUGUCGGUGAGGGAGAGCACAUGGAAAAUGACUCUCGGCCCCUGCCCGACGUAGCCAUGACAGGCAAGUGCACUCGGGAAUGUGACGAGUACGGACACUCGGACUCUUGUUGGAUGCCUGUACGGACAUCGCCGGAACGCCGGCCGAAGAACAACCAACCAAAGCUCUCGACCUUCAUGCCCAGCACCGCCGAGCACGGCAGCCAGGAGACCCUCGCCAACGGAGACCCGGCCCACAUGGUGGGCGACCGCAACCGGAACCUUCUGAACAAGAAGAUGUCCUCGUCCUCGUACGACACCUUCAGCGCCGCCAGCUUCGGGAAGAGCGAGGACGCCAGGGGCGAGGACAUCCCCCUGGCACAGACCGGCGAGUACAAGCCGUCCCCCUGCGGAACGCUCACCCGCCGCGAGGUGUACCUGUGAGGCCUCCGCCCCGCCAACCGCAGGGGACCCGUCCGGGAUUUUCAAAAAAACGCCGAAAAAAUUUAAUAAAAAUAAAACGCAAAGGCUACGAAUCGACGAAAUUUGACGAGAAACGAAAUUACGUAAAACCAACACCCACCACACAUAACGAACCGAACGCGCGCGAUGGAACGGCCGAUUAUAUGAACAGAAGCUAAACGAAAAACCGACCGUCGAACGACGGGCGUAACGGGAAACGAAAAAUUCCGACUCACAACCUGAGAGAGGACGAGGGUAACGGUGAAGAGGAGAAGGAACAAAAAAAUAGAAAAAUAAAUAAAAAAUAAAAAAAAAACACGAAGCUUGACACCGGGUUCUGGUACUGGCGAGGCGGGUCGGGUCGGGUCUGGCUCUGAGACCUCUUUUUGCUGCCUGAUAAUUUCAAUGUACGAUGUAGAAUUCAUUUUCAUAACUUGCAUGCAUAAUCUGCCCUUAAAGACAGUGCUGUGUAAAUGUACGGUUUUUUGCAGAACCAUUUUUAAACGGACUUUUGAGCGAGGCGGGGAGACUCGACGGUCUCGCGUCUGACUCGGUGGGGAGGGAUCUGAGGAGCGAUGGUUUCUGUGGACGUGUUCUCGGCCGGCCUCCAUGCAAAUGCCACGUUUCUGUGCCGUCCGGUUGAAUUCUGUCACGUCCGAAUCGCCCCACAAUGCAGACAAAGAUGCAAAGUCAAAUAUGACUGAAGAAACAAAAAAACAUUCGAAUGGAAGAGGAAGCAUGACCAUCUUCAUGAACGUAGAAUCGAUAUCCAGUCUACAGACUGAAAGACUGAGCUUUAAUAUGGUGUUCUGUGGUUUAGACUGUGGCUGCAAUGUCUCACUCCUUAUUAGCAAUGAAACAUUGCGUAUGCUUACCGCAGUUUCAGUGGAAUCCAUGAAUCCCUUCUGUAAUGUUAAAGUGACGAUAACCUUUGGCUCAAGUGACAGACCGUAGACUUACUCUGAAAGAUGUAAGUUUACAUGUGUGCUCUAUCUCUUUCUUGCUCUCUAUCUCUCUCUCCCCCUUUCUUUCUGUCUCUCUCGCUCACACACACACGCACACACACACACAUGCACAUGUGUGUAUAUAUACAUAUAUACUUAUGCGUCUAUAUGUAUAUAUACUUAAAUGCCCUCACAUGCUUUAAGUCCACUACUUUCUCACUUUCUCUCUCUAUAUAAAUAUAGAUAUUUGUAUAUCUUUGGAUGAUAUCAGAGUUGAGGAUAACCCAAGAAAUUGCAGGUUUUUGAGCCAUUAUCAAUCAAUGUUUGACGGUCUUUGCUUGAAUGACGUAAAUAUGUGUAAACACGGUUGUACAUAUCACCUUCAAAGGGAAAAAAAAGAAAAAAAACAGGACACCCUACAGGACCUUUUGUAAUUCAGUACCUUUUUUUUUUUUUUUUCCCUGGAGUUUAACCGCAAAGACGACGAAAACAAACACGGACGACUAUUUGUGUCAAGCAAGGAUAAGAACGUGACCUAACAUGCGGCUUCUUAGGGCUUGUGAGAAGUAUCUGGAUGGUUCUGAAUGCUCACUACGUGUGCUUACAGUACACGGUCCAGCCUCGCUCUGCUUGCACCCACUGUGUCUGCAGUGAGAACAGGCAUCAGAGUGCAGUAUAACCCCUCCCUCUGACCUGAGGUGCAUGCCUAAAAAGAAUACCCACAAUGCAGUGGGCCUUGAGCAACAGCCUGGCUCAGACCUGCUCCAUCGUAUGUACGUGUGUGUGCCGUACGUGUGUGCGCGUGUGUCCACAUAUAUGUGCAUGAACGUAUGUGCGUGUCUGUGAGAAAUGGAGCAAUAAACACACACACCCACACACACACACAGACAAACAGACGUACACAUGCGUGCGCAUAGAUGUCACAUGCACCCCAUCUGUUGCAUUGCUGCGUUGUAACUGCGGUUACGAAGACCAUCGACGCCGUCCAGCUCGGCGGAGUAAAAACAAUCAGAGCCUCCGUCGGAAAAGGUACUUAAAACGAGCUUGGGCGGGCGAACACAAUAUGCAUUCUGCAUAAAAUCCAACAAAUGGGUGUCAUAGAUAAACCAAAGUAUUGGAAAUAACAACCUGGCAUGAAGGUAUGAAUAAAUAAAUAAUAAAAUAAAAAAAAACGUGUUUCUCUGGUAAGUUUUAGACAAAUACAAAAGAAAAUAAAAACUGAAAAAAUAGCUUUUGGUAGUAUGUUGCUUUAAAAAACAUGCGUAUGUGUAAAUGUAUAGUCAAAAAGUAUAGGUUUGACCGAUCGGGUGAGAAUGCGAGGCGCCGCAAAAAAACUAAACGUCCGUCCCGUUUUAAACCAACGCUGGGAAUCUCGAGGUUUUGUGCCCUGUUAUCCUCCGGCGGACAGCGGCCGUACUGGGAAUUCGUCCUCCCGAGAAAACCCUGUGUCGAGGUAAUGAGGCACAAGAUCUGGGAGAGACCAAGCGAAAGAAUCUCAGAUGCAAUUGGACAUUUUUGUACGUUAGAUAAUCCUCGGUUUAAACGACUGCUUUUUUACCGCAGUCUAUCCUUCUGUAGUCUGUAAGUACUACUUGUUGUUAAGAGAAGUGCUUCUAUGCUUAUAAAACUGUAUACAUAAAUAUGUACUUUUUAUUGCACGUUUAAAGGGAAUUUACUUCACUUAAGCGAAGGAAAAAUAAAACAAAAAUGUACAAAAAAAAUAAUCUCCUCCUGUGACCAUGGAAGUCCAUCUUGUUGCUUGCUUUUGUUAUAUCUAAAGAACCAUUAGCCAUGUAGUGUAACUUAGUAUAUCGGUUCGGAAAGAGGAUGAAGUAUACUUGGGAUUCAUCAACACUUUUUACGUCGACAUGUCAUUUUAAUCAUUUUGUUUUUAUGUUUGUUUUUGCUUUUUGAUGACCGGAUUUGAUUUGUACCCCCUCCCCCCCUCCCUCAUUGAGAAUGAGUUUAUUUUAGUGAUAGUGAGUCUGUGAUGAGAGCUACAAUACCUAUACAAGUCUAACUUUCUUAAUACAUUGAACCAAGUUGCAACUUUUUACUGGCAUGACAUUUAAUUCCAUUUGUUUUUUAAUGAGUAAUAAGGAUAAUGGUUGUCAUAGCAAUGGCCGUCAUUAUAAUUAUUCAAAUUUUUUGUUUUUUUUUACUUUUCCUUUUUUCUGGUGCCACUUUGUAUAUUUAGAGUGCUUCUGUAAAACUAUAGAGUGAAUGCAAAUUAUGCAACUGUGCCUUUUAUACCGAUGGGUAUGAUUCAAUGUGGACUGAGAAUGGUGUAAAAUUAUAAAUUAUACUGGCUUAAUGAAAAGUUGGAAGGUAUUGAAUUGUAAAUUGAAUACAUUCUUGUGAUUUCUCAAAACCUACGACAUGGCUUCUCGAAUCAUGACCAGCCAAAUGUGGGAAAAAUAAAUAUCGAACGACUUUCACCGGGUACAGUAAUGGGACAUUCCAACCAGGAGUGCUGCAUUCCAACCAGGAGUGCUGCAUUCUAAUUUGUAUUGCCACAUUCUAAUCUGUAAUGCAGAAUUGUAAUCUGGAGUGCCGCAUUCUAAUUUGGAGUGCCACAUUCUAAUUUGGAGUGCCGCAUUCUAAUCUAGAGUGCCACAUUCUAAUCUAGAGUGCCGCAUUCUAAUCUAGAGUGCCGCAUUCUAAUCUAGAGUGCCACAUUCUAAUUUAGGGUGGCACAUUCUAAUCUGGUGUGGCACAUUGAAAUCAGGGGUGGCACAUCAUAAUCAGCAGUGACACAUUCAAAUUCAGGUGUGGCCACACACUUUUGAAAAAAAAAAAAAAGAAUUUCAAAGAAAACAUGGAUAGUAUUGAGUUGUGCGCUGUUCCUAUAAGUAACUGGUGCAGAGGUGCACUGACCCCUGCUCAUGGGAACCCUCCAAACUUGCACAGUUGUUAAAAGCGGCUGAAUACAUUUGGUGGUGGAGACACAGGGACGCUAAUGUGAAAGGUACACAGGAUUAACAGAGAAGCUGCAGAGGACGGCGCUGGCUGAAUUCACACCUCAGAGGGUGGAACAAGUCAACCCUAACCCCAGACUCACACACACACACACACAAUCUAAUCUGAGAAGCUGUCCCCCCCUGUCUGAUUCCCUCCACCAGUGGCAAAGUAACGUUUCACUGCGCUCUCAAAUAGCGUCAGAAUACUGUCUGCUCCAAAGUGUUUUCCGUGUGGACAGAUUAGAGGCAGGCGACAACGCGCCCUGCAUCGGAGAUGAAGAGAGAAAGGACGAGUCGUGGCGCGCGGGUCAGGGAACCGGGAAGGUAGCCAGAGGAGACGCAGGUCUGGAGUCCCAGCUGCGGCAUCAUCGAGUUAAGGUGCACUGAUAUCAUCUGCAUAAAUCAAUAACAAACCCCACGUAGGUUAGCUCUGAUAACGCCGUACGCUAACCUAUGGCCUACAACAGAGAAUGAAAGUGAACGUAAGCGGAUAGAUAGAUGGAGAACUAGACUGAGGAGGAGUAACGAUACAGAGAUUGCAGAUGAAGGGCAGUACCUUCACCCAUCUGAUAUGAAAUCGAUCGAUUGGCACGGUAACCGCUUUGACUGACAGGAUGAAGACGGGUUUCCGCGAGAAAAACAAAGCAGCAGGGCGAUGACCAAAAAAUUCAAUGAAAACAUUUUUUUAAAUCCUUAACUCCUGUCACAAAAUGGAGGAUCGUCUAAGCAUUGGUCUGACAUGAUGUCUUUUUUCCUCCUUAAGCGAGGUUAUCUGUGGUGUGUGUCCAGCCAGCCCUGUCCUAAGACAUGCAUUCACAGUCUGUGUGAUCAGAUCUUUGUAAUAUUAAUCAUAAACUAUUUGUCCUGCAACUUGGAUGUUGAUAUAGAAUUGAGGAACAAUUUAUCAUCAUUUAUUAUGAGUCACUAUGCACGCAGCGAAGCUGAACAUGGCAAAAUGUAUUGAACGCAAGUCCACUUCUAUUUAUGAAAUAUUUUACAUAAUUUAAUUUGCUUUUGUACAGUUUUCUGUAAAUAAAUUGCUUGUCAUUUUUGUCUCUGCAAAAUUAAAAUAUAACAUGUUAAAACCA
Messenger RNA from Conger conger (European conger), 9652 nucleotides. RefSeq names its product protocadherin 7b (gene pcdh7b). The coding region runs from base 935 to 4642 and encodes 1235 amino acids. The transcript has 3 exons. The record is from RefSeq and is a predicted model, not a curated record. Gene Ontology annotation, biological process: homophilic cell-cell adhesion. NCBI's taxonomy places the organism in Eukaryota, Metazoa, Chordata, Actinopteri, Anguilliformes, Congridae. Gene Ontology annotation, molecular function: calcium ion binding. Gene Ontology annotation, cellular component: plasma membrane.